AUGAGUAUUGUCAACAUUACAAACAUAAAAGUUUUAAAUAAUCCAGCUCUAUUCACAGAAACAUAUCAGUUUGAGAUUACUUUUGAAUGUAUAGCACCACUUGCAGAAGAUUUAGAAUGGAAGAUCAUUUAUGUUGGUUCUUCAGAAAGUGAACAAUAUGAUCAAGUUCUUGAAAGUAUUAUGGUUGGGCCUGUCCCCCCCGGCAUUAAUCAAUUUAUAUUUGAGGCACCAGCACCGAACGUAGAUCAAAUACCGUCAAAAGACAUUUUAGAUGUGACGGUGAUUCUCAUUACUUGUUCAUAUAAAAAUCAAGAAUUUGUUCGUGUAGGAUAUUAUGUUAAUAAUGAAUAUGUUGAGGAGGCAUUGAGAGAAGAACCACCAGAAGAUGUGGCAUUGGAUAAACUUUAUCGCAACAUUUUAGCAGAUAAGCCAAGACCGCAAAAAAAAUUAAGAAAGAACAAUAACAUACAUGGAAUAGAGGUUAUGAAUCAUCAAAAGGAAAUAGUCAUUGUCAUUAUUAUAAUAAUCAGCAAUCACACAAAUGGCAGUGGAAGCAGUAUUAGAUUAACAUUAUGUGCUCAGAUACAUUACUCACAGCAGUAUAUUGCAUGUAGAUCUUACAUUUGUUGUCAUUUAUUUCAAUUUGUGGAAAGAAUUGAUAAACUUUCACAAAAGUCAUCUGAGAAAACACAAAUACAAGGGUCGGGAUGA
Entrophospora candida is the source of this 711-nucleotide messenger RNA. The record is from the annotation of a GenBank genome assembly. Lineage: Eukaryota; Fungi; Glomeromycota; Glomeromycetes; Entrophosporales; Entrophosporaceae.